Prorocentrum cordatum is the source of this 531-nucleotide messenger RNA. Lineage: Eukaryota; Dinophyceae; Prorocentrales; Prorocentraceae. The record is from the annotation of a GenBank genome assembly.
AUGCGCGCCAAGUUCGAGCAUUGGGAGGUGGCACUUUUCCCGCGGCUGCGAGCGCAGCGGGCAGUGGCCGCCCUUCACCGGCUCGCCGCCUUGGUUCCUCCCCGAGUUGCGGCUGCAGUCUGGCGCACGCUCUGGUCGGGUUGGUGCACUGCCAGGCGCUUCGGCGGGCGCGCAGCCUGCUUGUUCUGCGGCCUCGAGGACGGGGAUUCCGUGGAGCACGUCACGGUAUGUCGCGCUCUGGCCGAGUCCGAGUUCGGGGCGGGACACCUGCGGCUGCCGUACCGGCAAGACCGCGACGCGCGGCGGCAGGAUUUCUUGCUGCUGAAGCCGCAGUCCGAGGUCACGGAUGCUCGGCUGACGCUCGGGGCUCUGCGGGUGGCUGCGGCGUACCGUAUGCACUGCAAAUUUCGCCAGCAGCGAGCGGCCCUGAACGGCGAGCACACGGUGCGACGCGCGCUGGAGCAAGCCGUCCGGGAAGCCGUUCAAGGGCACCGCUGGGCCGCCGCGGUGAUGGACACACGCUGGCGGUGA